AUGUCAUCACAGAGAAUUUACACUUUGGGGGCAUCUCCCCUGAUGUAUUUUAUUGCUCAUGAACUGGCCCAUUUGCCGACCCAACCAGCAAUUCCAAACAUAAUUGUAUUGCUUAAUGAUUCUGCGAAAUUACAGCGGUUUCUUGAUGGGGAUUCGAAAAUCACAAUGAGAAAUGAUCCUCGUGUCCAACGGCAGUUUAUGGCUGCUGCCGAACCUCCGAUGUACGUUUCUGGUAAGGCUUCGGCCAUCGAGAAUAUGAUUGUGGUAGAGCAAAACAAGCGUUCGUUGUUGAGCAAUAUUACGCGAUAUACGAACUCAUUAACAAAUCAAUCCAAUGUUUUGCUUGUUAAUCCACCCAUGGGUUCUGUGGAGAGCAUCCUCGAAACAAUAUGGCCACAGGAAAUGGAAAGACCUAAUCUAUUUAUGGGAUUGACUGAAAGAAUGCAAAAUGCAGUCGUUUCAAGAGUACCACAGAAGGAAUUCGACUUCAAUUUGAGAUCGCCGCAUAAACGUUUAAAGAUGUUUAUCAGCCCUAUUCCAAGAGGCCUUUACAACUACGAAGAAUCCAAAAAAGAUCUACUUAAACUUGAGAAAGAGACCCCCUUACUUUGCUCGUUGGUUGAUCUGCCGAGCUUUGAUAUAUCUUUACUUUCAUACGGUGAUGUUAUGUUUCUCCGAUUGGACACUUUGAUUGUAGAGACAUGCAUCGAGUCUCUUGCAGCAUUAUACGAUUGCAAGUAUCGCAAGGAAUUAUUGUUGUUGGAGAAACCAAAAAUUUUAUUCAAACUUCUGAUCAAAGAACAGCUUCGCAUCAUCGUAAACGCAUACCCAUUUUUGAAGCACCUUCCCAAUUAUCCUGUUGUUAUGGAUGAGCACAGACUAUACCACUUGGUCAUAGAGGACCUCGAAGAAUCCAGAAAGACACAAAAGAGCCGAAUGUUGGCCAAUAUACGCAAAUUGUCUACUCCCAAUACGGACCAACUUACUGGGUAUUUUGUUAAGUUAGCCUAUGCUACUAAAACUGACUGUAAGUGGAAUAAACUUGUUACCUGGCUCUUGAACGGAAAGGCUAAGCUGCAGAAGCAUAGAGCGCUGGAUUAUCAUUACUUGUAA
Messenger RNA from Huiozyma naganishii CBS 8797, 1113 nucleotides. RefSeq names its product Cbs2p (gene CBS2). The transcript has a single exon. The record is from RefSeq and is a predicted model, not a curated record. Gene Ontology annotation, cellular component: cytoplasm; mitochondrion. Lineage: Eukaryota; Fungi; Ascomycota; Saccharomycetes; Saccharomycetales; Saccharomycetaceae. Gene Ontology annotation, molecular function: NADP binding; 2-dehydropantoate 2-reductase activity. Bases 1 to 1113 code for a protein of 370 amino acids.